AUGGCGACCAUUGCCAAGCAUUUGGUCUCCAAAAAGAAGCGCCGCUUCAUGGAUGAGGGCUUUGACCUCGACCUCACCUUCAUCACCCGCAACAUUGUCGCCAUGGGCUUUCCUGCCGAGGGCCGGGAAGGCAUUUACCGCAACCACAUGCGCGACGUCAAGCGCUUCUUCGACUAUCGCUGCAAGGAUCACUACCGCGUUUACAACCUGUGUUCCGAGCGCGAUUAUGACCCGCAAAAGUUUUACGGCCGCGUUGCAAAGUAUCCUUUCGAUGACCACAACGCACCCCCCUUCCUUCUGAUGCAGCCCUUUUGUGAAGACGUACACCAGUACCUCAGCGAAGAUUCUCGCAACGUCGCCGUCAUUCACUGCAAAGCUGGCAAGGGCCGAACCGGCGUCAUGAUCUCCGCCUACCUGAUGCACUGCGGCCUGUUUGAGAAAACCGAGGAAGCCCUCGAGUUUUACGGCCAUGCCCGCACCAUGAACGGCAAGGGCGUCACCAUUCCCAGCCAAGUGCGCUACGUUCACUACUACGGCCGCUACGUUCGUGAACAGCGCGAGUUUGAACCCAUCCCACUCAUCAUGAAGCGCAUCAUCCUCCACGGCAUCCCCGACUUUAAGGACGGCACUUGCGUGCCCCAAUUCACUCUUCGUCAUGGGCCGCAACACGUCCUCACCUUCAAGAGCGGCUGGUACGAGGGCAUCUCUCGCGAGCAAGGCACCGCCACGCUGGAGCUGAAGCCCCACACCCCGGUCUGCGGCGACGUCAAACUCGAGUUUAUCCACCGCAAGGGCAGCUCUGGCAAGGAAAAAAUGUUUCACCUCUGGUUUAACACCUUUUUUAUCGUCAACAACCGCUUUUAUGCGGCCCAGUCCGAGGUCGACAAGGCCAACAAGGACAAGAAAAACAAAAUUUACCCCGAAGGCUUUGCCAUUGAGAUCCUCUUUGACAAUCCCGAAGGCAACGCCAAAACCUCCUCCCCGCUCGCUGCCAACAGCCUCUCUGCAUCAACCGCGUCCGCCCAAGGCAUGGUUCCCACGGCAUCAGACGGCUCAGAUCCCGCCAUACCUGCCACUUCCCGUGGUGGCCAGCCCAUGCUCCCCUCUCGCGGGCCCGAUGCUUCUGGAGAACCCCUGAGUGCCAUUCCCGGAAAACUCACCCACCGCGACUCCAACGUCUCCCAGGCUCCCGAAUUUUCCGAUUCGGACCUCACAACCACCGACGAGGAUGACGAUGAAUGGGAGGGCCUUCCCAUCAGCGAUGUAUAGCUACCAUGUCCUAACCCUCUCCUGUCCCUCACGCCCCCCACCCUACUUUACCACAUUCCGAUUUUAUAGACUGCAGUCCUAUUGACUUGUUUCGUGGUUUCUGUUUUUCUCUUUACUUUUUUUUUUCUGUUUAUGUGUUGUCGUUGGUCUUGUGUGAAUCCUUAAUCCGCCUGGCUUUUUUACCCUCGCCUCUGUUCUGAACGGUUAGGCCAGCCCACAGCCCCUUGUCGCCUUGCGUGGAUCCAAUGCUGCCCGUGUGCAUCCCCCUGUUGUUCCCUGGUUUGUGUUGGUGAUUUCGAUCAGAGGCCUUGGGCCGAAGGCACUGGACUCGAGUCUUUGUGUCUGCCGGCCCUUGUAGUGGCGAGUGUGGCGUUUUGGUCGCACUUCAGAUUGCCGCGUGUUUAACACGGCCCGUAUGCAAUCAGUGCCAAGUGCUUUAUCAAUGUCUUUAUGCUAUCAAGUGGUGCAGCGCCGCCACUCUUGUCUCCAAAUUCAUUCGUCAUUGGUUUUUUUU
Molecule: messenger RNA, 1783 nt
Organism: Monosiga brevicollis MX1
Lineage: Eukaryota; Choanoflagellata; Craspedida; Salpingoecidae
Exons: 4
Coding region: 1-1269 (422 amino acids)
Biological process (GO): phosphatidylinositol 3-kinase/protein kinase B signal transduction; negative regulation of cell population proliferation; phosphatidylinositol dephosphorylation
Cellular component (GO): plasma membrane; cell projection; cytosol
Molecular function (GO): protein tyrosine phosphatase activity; phosphatidylinositol-3,4,5-trisphosphate 3-phosphatase activity
Source: RefSeq, a predicted model, not a curated record